GCAGCCCGGUGAGAACUGACUAUCCCGAGGAGCGCGUGAGGUGCUAGACGCACGUUGGGUCAGUAACAACUCGAGCGAAAAUGAUUCGCAAAUACUUUAAUUCGUCCCGGACGUUCUGAUACUUCAGAGAACUUUAAACUUGUAUUAUUUUCAGUCGCGCUUGUGUUGUCGCAGUGAGUGAGGAACUGCGCGUUGAGCGCACGCUGUGAUGGAGACGGAAGACGGUAAGAUCUCGGUGUGGGUUUGCCGUGAGGAGAAGCUGGUCUCGGGCUUAUCCAAGCGGACCACCUGCGUCGACGUGACGCGCGUUCUCCUGGAAGAGCAGAGCGUGCUGGCGGGUUCUCCCGCGUGCUACUGCAUAGUGGAGAAGUGGCGGGGGUUCGAGCGCGUGCUCCCGAACAAGACCAAGAUCCUGCGCCUCUGGAGCGCGUGGGGCGACGAGCAGGAGAACGUGCGGUUCGUGCUCGUGAAGCAGGACGCGUCUCUGCCCAAUAACGGCCCGCGCAGCGCGGAGGCUCGUGUGGUGGCCAGCAAGGAGAACUCGUGCGUGUACCGGAGCACCGCGUCCGUUACCAUGGCACUGUCGCAGGAGAAGCAGCGGCGGAUUGUGCGCAAAGCGUUCCGCAAGCUCGAGAAGAUCAACAACAAGAAGCGCACGCGGGUGUUAAGCAAGGACAAGCCCGUCACCGCGGAGAAGAUGGAGACGCUCGUGCACCUGAUCGUCUCGCAGGACCACACCAUCCGCCAGCAGAUCCAGCGCAUCCACGAGCUGGACCGGGAGAUCGAGCAGCGCGAGGCCAAAGUCCACUUGGACCGGGUCAGAACGCUCGGGACUAACUACGUGCAGGACACCUAUCUGUUCGAGCAGAGUCUGGAGACGCACGCGAACGCCGCGGAGGAGGAGCAGCGGUCCCCGGAGGUGCGCACGAGGCUGGAGGAGUACUCGCGGAGGUGCGAGGAGGUGCUGAGGCUACAAGAGGAGCUGUCGCAGCACGAGCUGCUCCUGGACAGCUUCACGGCGGAGAUCACGGACGAGCUGAACCGGCGCUGGAUGGAGCGCAGGAGAGAGGAGCUCUCGUGCACGGACCAGGAGGAUCAUCCACCGGGAGAGUCUGAGCUCGCGCUGGGCACGGAGAAGGGCACGGCAGACAGCGCGCUGCCUUUGGAGGCGGAGAGGAUCAGAACGCAGCUGGACACGAGCUUGUACAUCGGGCUCCGGUUGAACACGGAUUUAGAGGCGAUUAAGGCCGACUUGGACCUCACGCGGGAGCUGUGGGCGGCAAAGGAGAGCGAGCUGAAGGAUUUAACGGACAGAGUCGGCACGCUGGACUUAUGCGCCGAGGACAAACUAUCCGUGCAGGUGAAAGUGCCCGAGCCGUCGGUAAAUGUGGCAGACUCGGUGUGCUCCGUGAAGGCAGAGAGCGCGUGGGUGGAGCAGGCGAGAGGACUUUCAAAGACGGUCGACAUAAUUGACGACGAUUCGGACACCGGUCUGAGCUCGCUACACAGCCAGGAUUCGGACAACCCGCCCGUGUGCGAGUCGCUCGUGUGAUAUGGACACUCACCCGCGAGCCCCGGGACUUCAUCAGUAUAUUACCGUCAUCAGCGCAUGCUGAGGUUUCCACAAAGAGUAAAACUCACGAGUGCGUGCGCUAUUUAACGACACUGUGUCAGCCACCGGAGACAACGGCUCUUAAAAUGCACUUAGUGCGCCGGCAGAAGAGGGCUUGUGAAGGGAAAUGAGGCUGCUGUAUGUCGGAGGUCUGAAGGGGGAUGUGGAGUUGUGUGUGCAGCUGAUGGGGACGUGUGCUGUAACAGGGCAGCUGCGGUGGGAGGUUUAA
Molecule: messenger RNA, 1841 nt
Organism: Sardina pilchardus (European sardine)
Lineage: Eukaryota; Metazoa; Chordata; Actinopteri; Clupeiformes; Clupeidae
Gene: rassf10b
Product: Ras association domain family member 10b
Exons: 1
Coding region: 209-1552 (447 amino acids)
Biological process (GO): signal transduction
Source: RefSeq, a predicted model, not a curated record